AUGGAGAAUGAUAAAUAAUCUUAAUUUGAAGAUCAUAUAUUAUAAAGAUUUACGCUACUAGAAUUUAAGGGCAAAGGAGCAUAUGGAGUAGUAUGGAAAGCACAUGAUAAAUAAACUAAAUAAAUAGUUGCUUUAAAAAAAGUGUUUAAAUAAUGAUAUCGCUUAGGUAUUUGAUGCAUUUCACAAUAAAACUGAUUCAUAAAGAACAUUUAGAGAAGUAAUAUUUUUGGAACAAGUUUCAAAAAAUGCAAAUAUCAUUAAAUUGCUUUAAGUGAUAAAAGCUUAAAAUAAUAAAGACUUAUACAUGGUUUUUGAAUAUAUGGAAACAGAUUUGCAUAAAGUAUAUAGAUUAAUAAAAUUAGGUUAUAAGAGCAAAUAUAUUAGAACCAAUCCAUAAAAAAUAUGUUGUCUAUUAAUUAUUAAAGGCAAUAAAAUUUUUGCAUUCUGGAGACAUAAUACAUAGAGAUUUAAAACCAGCAAAUUUAUUGAUAAAUGCUGAUUGUAUAGUAAAGUUAGCAGAUUUCGGAUUAGCUAGAACAGUGAAUACAUCAAGUGAUGAAGAUGGUAAAUAUAAAAUUAGAAUUAUAAAAAGUUCCCAUAUUAACCGAAUAUGUGGCUACUAGAUGGUAUAGAGCACCAGAAAUACUUUUAGGUUCAUAAAAAUAUUCAAAAGCAGUAGAUAUGUGGAGUAUAGGGUGUAUUUUAGGAGAAAUGAUUAUUGGCAAAGCAAUAUUUCCAGGAACUUCAACAAUGAAUUAAGUUGAAAUGAUAUCAGAAAUUUUAGGAACUCCAACAGAAGACGAUAUUAAAUCAAUAGCAGCUCCUUUGGCAGAACAUAUUUUAGAUAACUUUUAAUUUGUGAAACCAAAACAUUUUAAGACUAUUUUUAGUUAAGAAAGUGAUGAUACUUUAAGUUUCUUAAAAAAUCUGUUAGUUUUUAAUCCUUAAAAAAGAUUAACAGUAGAAUAAGCAUUAGCUCAUCCUUAUAUGGCUGAAUUUGCAGGUUCAGAAGAAGAAACAGUUAUAGGUAAAUUACAUUAAGUAAUUUUAUAGACUUUCCAGUCUAAACUUUUAUGGAUGAUAAUGUGUAAUAUAGUAUAGAAGAAUAUAUGACAGUACUUUAUUAACAUAUUAAUCAUAAAUCAUAAUAAAUCUAACAUUAAAAUUGGUUUAGUUCUCAAUAAUCUCCAACAAAUGCCAGUAAACCUCCUACUACAAUUUAGUAAUCAACUACUCCUACUAGUGUUUAGGAUAAAAGGUAAAAAAAGGGUGAUUCUAUUGAAGUUUUAAAUAAUAAUACAGAAAACAAACAUAUUAUAAAAUAAGAAGUAAAAAAAAAAGUAAGUGAAGAUAAUCUAAAUUAAAAAAUGAGUGCUUUCGAAAAAUUCAAAUCUAUUGAAAAUAUGAUUAAAAUGUAAAAAGCUAAAUUAGGUACAAGCAAUGGUUAAAUAUCAGUAUAAAAUAAUUCUAAAUUAUAAUAUGGCAACAAAUCUGUCAAUAUUACAAGAGCUGAUAGUUAAAAAAAAAAGGAAGCUUCUUGUGUACUUAAAUUUUUUUUGAUUUUAAUAGGAAAUACAAAUUCCAAGUCCAGCUGCUAAAUAAAAGAUUUAAAAAAUUGUUAGUUAAAAUACUUUUAAGGAUCCAACCUAAAAAAUAUAAACUAUUAAAUCUCAAUCGAAAUUGCCAAAACAUGAAAGUUAACAUGAUAAAUUUUUAAACAAGAAAACUUAUUUAUAAUAUAUUUUAAGUGGGAAAGCUAAACUUUAAAAAUGA
Paramecium sonneborni is the source of this 1773-nucleotide messenger RNA. The record is from the annotation of a GenBank genome assembly. NCBI's taxonomy places the organism in Eukaryota, Ciliophora, Oligohymenophorea, Peniculida, Parameciidae.